GGACUCUUACCUUUGUUGCAUUUUUACACUUUUUUUGGAUAAGAUUAAAUUGGUAUUAAUAAGGUAAUAACACUCUAAAAUGCAAGACAGACCCACCAGGAGUAAAAACAAACAAUUAUUUCACCCUCAUAAUAUUUAGUGAAAACUUCAACCAAUAAGAUUCUUCGGACCGAAGGAUCUUAUUGGCCGACAGACCUGUCUGUUUGCUAGAUGGACAUGCAGGUUUUUCGCGGUUUUCCGUCUGCUUCUUGUGGCGCAUUCGGGCCCGCGUCAUCAAGGCGCGUCCUCAAAUAGAGGGUUUGUUUUGAUUCCACGGCAGUCAGUAGCGAGUAGCGGCUGAUGAUGGCGGACCAAAGUGGUACACCACGUACUGAAACAACCGCUCCCAGGGGGAAAAACAAAAGUUUAGCAGAGAUGGUCACCCGAAAAAAAGAACUCGAUACUGCAAGAGGAAAACGUCGAGUAAACAUCGGCUCUGCUUUUGAGCAAUGGAGGGAACUGAUGAAGCUGCAGCCAGAGCUAAAAUCGGAUGAAAUGGUCGCGGAGUUUCUGCUGGAAAGGUACUUUUACUUUGCAUAACAUAACCAAAAACAUCAUAUAACCUUACGAUUGACUAUUUGUUGCAGACACUUACCGGAAUCACGUUUAGCAUAAUGCUAACGGACCUACCGUUAGCUCCAGCUACUUAAGCAGUUUGCUCGGGAAAUAAAGAAAUAUUCUCCACUUAUAGUCUUCCUCACCGUUUUACACAGUACUAGUGUGCUUUAAAUUGUUUUGGCUCAUUCACACACACAUUCAUACACCGAAGGCAGCAGUUAGCAGGGUGCUAACUGUCCAUGUGUGUGUAAAUCAUAGGUGUAAGUCAUAUCAUAUCUGUGUUUGUCGCUGUUUCCAUGUUCAGUACAAGGUACAGUUUAUCAUAUUUUAACUUUCUGCUGGUACAACCCGCCCACUCACGUUAAUAUUUGUGUGUGCACUGCAUGUGCAUGUUUGUGUUUUAGUUACGGAAAAACAACGUCGACGCCAGUAAAACAUGGUUUCAAGAGGCCUCCUCCGCCACCAUUGUCCACCAUUGCCGAAUCUUUUUCAGAACGAGAGGAGGAUUUCUCUGUUCAUGGAGUGGAGGGUUUGGACAGCUACUCGGCUGAGACCUCACUUCUCACAAUACAAGCAAGUGUUACAUCAGCAGAUGAAAGAUUGGGUGACAUCAAUGAGGACGCAUUUAAUGAUAUAACAAACUCUAUCAUUGACCACGAUGAGGACGAAUACGAUCCUUCUUGGCAUCCAGACAUGGAGGCGCAAUCAGAUUUGCUGUUGGAAGAGGAGGACACUGUAGAGGAAGACUCUGACUGCAAUGACAGCGACGACCCAGAUUACGUGCCACUUUUUCGUGUGUGCAAAGGCAGAUCUCUGAAUACUGGGUUCAUCCUUGAAGAAUGUCCAUCAGUCACCAUGGAAGACACUGUGCAUGACACGGGAGACGACACAGAUCAAGAUGAUCAUGAAGAAGAUCUCUCUGUGCUGGAGCAAGAGCAAGAGACACAACAUCUUCCCCAAAAAAAGCAAAGAAGGCAACCAAAUAGAUCAGAGAUAACUGUUGAGGUGGAAGAGGAUAUAAUUGGCAAACCGGCUUCUAUUGCUUACCAUGACUGUCUGAGGCAGCUUUGUGAGUUUGUUGCUUUGCCAAUAGAUUCUUGUAAUGGGAAGGACCCCAUCACCCAAAAACAAUGUCAGGCAAAAGGACCUUUUGAGAUUAACAUCAAGUCAAGGGUCACAGCUGCCGUCAUUGAAUGGCUGUGUCCUCAAGGUCAUAUCGUGUGGCGGUGGUCUUCCCAACCAACUUUAAAAUUUGGCAGUCAGUUAGGAGACUUUCUAAUGGCCACCAACAUUUUGCUCACAGGCAACAACUACACAAAGGUGAAAAUGCUUUUCAACUUCAUGAAUAUGGGGAUGAUCAAUGAGAUACUUUGCGGGCAUCCAAGACAACUACUGUGUGGACACUAUAAAGGCGUUCUGGAAUGCGAGAAGAGCCAAAGUGAUUGCCAAUGUGAAGACAUUAGGACCAACUGUUGCUCUCGGAGAUGGAAGGAUGGACAGUCCAGGAUUCUGCGCCCAGUACUGUACGUACACUGCCAUGGACAAUGCCACAAGACAAAUAAUCAACGUGGUGAAUGUGGACAAGCGUGAGACUUCGCGGAAAUCGACCAACAUGGAGAAGGUGGCCUUUAUAGAGACAUUAGACACGCUGAAGCAAGAUCUUGAUGUCAUUGAGUUCUGCACUGAUGCACACAGCCAAAUAUCGGCCCUAUUCAACAAAAACAAAGGGCUGUACAAGGACAGUGGCGUCAAGCACACGCUGGAUAUGUGGCACGGAGCCAAGAAUCUUGGCAAAAAAAUCCAUGCUGCCGGCCUCCAAAAAGGCUGUUCACUAUUACUUGUCUGGAAGAAGGAUAUCUGCAACCACUUUUGGUACUGCUGCAAGGCAGCAAAUACAGUGGAGGAUUUCUGGGACAUGUGGACAGGAUUGCUACACCAUGUCACCGGAGAACACCAGUGGGGACUUGGCGGCUGUUACCAUGGCCCAUUGGAGGAAAAUGGCAACAAGGAGCUUAUUCCAAAGGGAAGCACUGCACACCGCAAAAUCACAGAACUGAUCAUGGAUGAGAGGUGGUCAAAGACGAUUCCAAAGUACUUGACCUUUAGAUCCACUGGUGCCCUGGAGUGUUUCCAUGCACACCUUCUGAUGUACGCAUCAAAACGAAUCGCCUUCGUACCACCUGUGUAUGCGGCCCGAACACUUUUAGCUGCCCUCGACUACAAUGAACACUGCAGCCGACCCUACUAUGUGAAGGCAGAUGGCAAAUACAGCUACCACAAAAUGUACAACAAAAAAAGCGGUGGCUUCUGUCUGUACAUAAAGAAGGUCAAGAAGAGUUAUGAGUACAUAAAAGACCUCCAGUGUGCCAUCCUACGCUGCAAGUUGGACCAGUUGGCGGCAGGGAGGGGCAUGCCUCGGAAAAGAGCGAUGAGACCAGAUGACCCCCGACGACUUGGGACUCUCAGUGGUGUCCCUGCACCAUCAACGGAACAAAUUUUGGAGACUCAACGCAGCAGAGGUCGUGGUGAGUUGACAUGUGAUUGUGACACCUACUGUUUUUUUUAAUAACAUCUCUCAUUGGAGAAGGAGCAUAACUUCUCCUUAUAUGUUACCUGUUAGAUUGUCCAUAAACGCAUAAUCGAUGGAAGAUAAAGUUAAAUCUUUUUAUCUGGCUAGUAAUACCUAACUUUGCAAUUUUGUCCAAUGUUACAUUUUGAUUUUUAUUACUCUCUGUCAAGGUGAACCACUCCCGCAAAAGUAGAAGACGAUCUGCACCAACCAGGGCUUGUCCUGGCAUCAAACCUGCCGUCUUGUCUGAAAGGACAACCAGAGAACUCCGGAUAUAAAGCAAUAUUUUGAAAAUGUAGACUUAUGUCAUUGGUUUCCAUAAUGUAAGAUGUGUGUUUUUGGGAUCACUGAAUUCCCUCAGUAAGAUUUUUAAACAUUAAAACUUUUUUUCAUAAAAUCAAAUUGAUUCUGAAGUUCAUACAGAAUAUGUGGAGAAAUUAAACUAAGGCAUUCUGUAAGCAUUCAGUUGAAAUUCAAAGAAUACACUUCCUAUAUAU
Gadus chalcogrammus (walleye pollock) is the source of this 3663-nucleotide messenger RNA. RefSeq lists its product as uncharacterized. Lineage: Eukaryota; Metazoa; Chordata; Actinopteri; Gadiformes; Gadidae. Bases 1958 to 3163 code for a protein of 401 amino acids. The record is from RefSeq and is a predicted model, not a curated record. The transcript has 12 exons.